Molecule: messenger RNA, 2156 nt
Organism: Manduca sexta (tobacco hornworm)
Lineage: Eukaryota; Metazoa; Arthropoda; Insecta; Lepidoptera; Sphingidae
Gene: NGR-A19
Product: RYamide receptor-like
Exons: 7
Coding region: 221-1582 (453 amino acids)
Biological process (GO): neuropeptide signaling pathway
Cellular component (GO): membrane
Molecular function (GO): neuropeptide Y receptor activity
Source: RefSeq, a predicted model, not a curated record
UCGUGUGGGUUGGUCGCCUCGGCCGCGCGCUCCUGUAAAAGUGUUUAACAUUUUGCGAACUUUGUUUAUUGUGACUAUGGAAUGUUUAAAAAGUUUGAGCGAUUUCUAAAUCAUAGUUGGCGUGUGUUUUUAUAGGUGUGUUGUUUUGUUAUGUUUUUUAAUUUUGACUUUACACCCAAGUACGACGAGCAUUUGAGGAUGUAAACCUAGACCCUGUUGCAUGAUGUUAGACAUCAAUGACGAAGAACUGACAUAUUAUGAGACCAGCACGCUAUACUCCACUCUAGCCACCAACGGCAGCAUCACCGACGACGAAUAUGUCAACUCCACCUUCUCUCCAAACUCAACAUGGUCAGAAGACUCUCUAGUGUGCGAUCCCAACACUUCGGACAGUUUCCUCACGUCAACAUUAUUCCAUACGUGUGUUUACUUCAUGUACUGCGUGGUCUUUGUGGUGGCACUUCUUGGCAACGGUCUCGUGUGUUUUGUAGUGCAAACUUCUCCACGCAUGAAGACAGUGACGAACUACUUCAUAGUGAACCUGGCGGUCGGUGACAUCCUGAUGACGAUGUUCUGCGUGCCGUUCUCGUUCGUAUCGAUGCUGAUCCUACGCUACUGGCCCUUUGGCGCAGUCAUGUGCAAGGUGGUGAACUUCUCGCAAGCGGUCUCGGUUCUCGUCAGCGCAUACACGCUGCUCGCUAUAUCUAUUGAUAGGUAUAUGGCGAUUAUGAGACCCCUAAAGCCUCGACUGGGGAAGACUGCGGCUAAAAUUGUGGUGGCUGGAGUAUGGGGAGGCGCGGUCGCUACUGCUGCGCCGAUAUAUGUGGUAUCAAAACUACAGAGACCUUCCGAGUGGCAUCGUGUAUGUAAUGCAGAUGUAUGCCUCGAGGAGUGGGAGCGGGAAGGUCAGAGCGAGCGGUACACGUGUGCGUUGCUGGUGCUGCAGUUCGCGCUGCCGCUGAGCGCUCUGGUCUGCACGUACGCGAGGAUCGCGCAUGUGGUGUGGGGGGGUCGACCCCCUGGCGAGGCGCAGACUGCCAGGGAUUCCAGGAUGCAGCGGUCAAAAAGAAAGAUGAUCAAAAUGAUGGUGAUGGUAGUGGCUGUGUUCACAAUCUGUUGGCUGCCACUCAACGUGUUCCUUGUUUUAUGGACGAUACACGCGGAGGACGAGGCGUGGGCGAUGUGGCCCGGCAUGCCAUUCGUUUGGUUCGGGAGUCACUGGUUGGCAAUGUCUCAUUCCUGUUACAACCCUAUUAUAUAUUGCUACAUGAAUGCACGCUACCGACGCGGCUUCAAACAGGCACUAGGUUGUUUCCUGCGCAUUCGUCUUGACACGCCAUCUCGUUCGUGUCCCCGGUCAAGUAUGUGUGAAGGAGUGCAAAUGUCUGAGAUGGUGGGUGUGAAUGGCAUCAUGCGACGUGGCACGUCCAGCAGCUGCGUGAGCCGGUUGAAUCGCGCACCUACCUGUUCAUCGUGCACUUCUGUACGACGCGGUCCACAGACAGGAACGUUCACUGCCUCCCGCUCCUGCACGCCAGUGCCGCCAGUGCGGGCUUUGUCAGUGCGCACACACUUCAACUAAACAUGAAGUUUACCAUACGUGAAUGUGUAUUCGAACAAUUUACAAAUAAAUCUCAUCCGGAACUGAUUGGUUAAUCAGGCUGAUAGAGCUUUGAAAAUUUGUUUAAUGUUCUAGAUUAACUCAUUAUCUGCACUAAAGUAUGGAUUUACGAUGGUUGUUAAAAACUAUGAAUAUUAUCAGUUAAAACUACUUUAGAGAUAUGAUCUAACACCUUUAUUAGCAAAUACAUUUAAAACAGGCAUAUCUACGGUACAUCUUAUAAUGAUAAUGGUAUAAUUGUUAUAUUAGAGACACAUUUCAGUUCAAAUGUUAUUGUAAAAUAAUAAAUCUUAGACCAAAAUAAUGUUAUAAUAAUAAUAAGUUUAUAUAAAUGUGAUUAAAGAUUAUGAAAAUGUAUAGAAAUCCUUCAGACUUGCGUUGUUGUCAAAUGCUGAUAUAAUAGUUUCAAGAAUUGAAAAAUCCUUAAACAUGAAAAUAAAUACAUAUUGUAUUGUUUGUCUUCUAAAUUUACUUGCAAUUAGCAUAAGCAAAUCUCAACGAAUAGGUAUUUGUAAUUUAAGCAGAAAUUAAAUAC